Messenger RNA from Penaeus indicus, 1215 nucleotides. RefSeq names its product craniofacial development protein 2-like. Gene Ontology annotation, molecular function: catalytic activity. The record is from RefSeq and is a predicted model, not a curated record. Gene Ontology annotation, biological process: chromatin remodeling. Lineage: Eukaryota; Metazoa; Arthropoda; Malacostraca; Decapoda; Penaeidae. The coding region runs from base 1 to 1215 and encodes 404 amino acids. Gene Ontology annotation, cellular component: nucleus. The transcript has a single exon.
AUGAAUAAAGCUGGAAAGUUGGAAAACAUCAAGGAGGAAAUUAACAGAUUGCACAUCAAUAUCAUGGGCAUAUCUGAGAUGAGAUGGACAGGAGCUGGAGCUAUAUCAUCAGAAAACCAUAAGAUCGUAUACUCAGGAGGCGAACAGCAUGAACGAGGAGUUGGCAUCAUCGCAGACUCGAAAACAUCUAAGGCUUUACUAGGAUACUGGGCCGUUUCUGACCGCAUUCUGUUGGCAAGGUUUAAGGACAUCAGCAUAAUUCAAGCAUAUGCACCCACUACUAAGAGCAGUGACGAAGACAUAGACAGAUUUUAUGCCCAGUUAGAUCAGGCAUACUCGCAGUGCAAAUCCCAGGAUACCAUCAUUGUUAUGGGGGAUUUCAAUGCUAAAGUUGGUAACGAGAGGGUAGACAACAUCGUGGGUCCUCAUGGACUCGGAAGCCGUAAUGAAAGAGGGGAGAUGCUGGUGGAUUGGGCGCAAACGAACAACAUGAUAAUUGGAAACACCUGGUUUAAGCAACCUCCAAGAAGACUGUGGACAUGGUUGAGUCCGGAUGACCACACCCAGAAUCAGAUUGAUUACAUUCUUGUUAAUAAACGCUUUCGUAACUCUCUUUUGGCAUCCAAAACGUUACCAGGAGCAGACUGUUACAGCGAUCAUGUUCCAGUGAUGGGUCGAUUUAGGACCAAGAUGAGAACACUAAAGAAACCUACCCUAAGGGAACAACUAAAUGUAUCAUUACUCCAGAAAGAUAACACUAUAAAGGAGAAGUACGCUGUAGAGGUAAAGAACAGGUUCAGUGCUUUAGAGAAUCUUGAUUCCAUCGAGGAUCAUUGGAAGGGCUUGAAAGCUUCGAUCAUGGAUACAGCAAACGAAGUGCUACCAAGGGUAGGAAGAACAACAAAGAAGAAAUGGAUGGCAGAUGAAAUAUUGCUUCUUAUGGAGAGAAGGAGAGCUUCUAAGAACAACAAAGAAGCUUAUCAACAUCUAAACAAGCAGAUUACCAUCAAAUGCAAUGAAGCAAAAGAAGCUUGGCUUACUGAAAAAUGCAAAGAGGUUGAGAAACAUCAUUACUCUGAUUCAAGAGCCAUGCAUAAAAAGAUCCGUGAAAUUACCAACAAGAAGACUCAAUCAUCAUCAGGAUGUCUUAAAUCAAAGACGGGGGCAUCAUCAUGGAACGUGACAAGAACCUGGAGAGGUGGUCAGAAUACUUGA